Messenger RNA from Paramisgurnus dabryanus, 5843 nucleotides. The record is from RefSeq and is a predicted model, not a curated record. NCBI's taxonomy places the organism in Eukaryota, Metazoa, Chordata, Actinopteri, Cypriniformes, Cobitidae.
AGCUGUAGUUUAACCUCUUUGGACCUGUGUACGGUUUUCUGCAAACCAUGUGUGAUUGUUUGAGCGUGUUUGAGCAGCCUUGAUAGAGCUCCUUUAUCAGUCUGCGUUCCCAUUUAUACGGGAAAAGUCUGGAAUGCAACAGCAGAAUCCACAGAGAACAGUCACAACUGUGUUCAGAAGACUGACAGUGAACACUUUCUCUUGACAGGAGGUGGGGAGUGGCUGUGCAAGUUCAAUUACUUCUGUUCUGUUGGCCUCUGAAGCUGGACAUGUUUGCCAUCACUGCCACAACACUCCGGCGAGAAGCUUGGAGAUACAGCCAGUGCACCAUGGCAACUGUUGUCUCCGGCAACAAGACCUCACAACAGGUGAGGGAGCGACUCAAGAAGGAGGUAGCAGAGAUGAGCAGUCAGUUCCCAGGCUUCAGGCCCGGCCUGGUUGUUCUGCAGGUCGGAGACCGAGAUGAUUCGAACCUUUACAUCAGCAUGAAGCUUAAGGCAGCGGCUGAGAUUGGAAUCAAUGCGAGCCACAUUAGACUUCCCAAGACAGCCACAGAAGAUGAAGUUUUACGUAGCAUUAUUACAGUCAAUGAAAACCAUGCAGUCCAUGGUUUCAUUGUACAACUGCCCCUUGAUUCUGUCAACCCGAUAGACACUGAAAAGGUGACCAAUGCUGUGGCCCCAGAGAAAGAUGUCGAUGGGCUGACCAGUAUAAAUGCAGGGAAGCUGGCUCGAGGAGACCUGAGGAACUGUUUCAUCCCAUGUACACCUAAUGGGUGUUUGGAGCUCAUCAGUCAGACCGGCGUGAGUGUAUCUGGGAAGAAUGCUGUGGUGAUUGGGCGCAGUAAGAUUGUUGGAGCGCCAAUGCAUGAUCUGCUCCUAUGGAAUCACGCUACAGUGACCACCUGUCAUUCAAAGACUCAUGACCUUGCCGAACAGGUGGGCAGAGCUGACAUAUUGGUUGUGGGUGCUGGCAAAGCUGAGAUGGUGAAAGGAGAGUGGGUGAAGGAGGGGGCCGUGGUCAUAGACUGUGGUAUCAAUCAUAUAUCAGACAGCAGUAAACCCAGUGGGAAGCGUGUAGUCGGGGACGUGCACUAUCCCUCAGCUGUACAGCGAGCUGGGUACAUAACCCCAGUGCCUGGUGGAGUCGGACCAAUGACUGUAGCCAUGCUGAUGAAGAAUACAGUUCAAAGUGCACAGCGGUUUCUGCAGACAUACAAGCCAGGGAAGUGGAACAUUGUCUACACAAGAAUGAAACCUCAAAUGCCACAUCCAAGUGACUUUGCAAUCUCCCAUUCAUGCCCGAUCAAACCAAUUACCCAGCUUGCUAGAGAGGUGGGCCUGUUUUCCGAAGAAGUGGAGCCAUAUGGCAGGAGCAGGGCUAAGAUACAACUGGGCACUCUGAAACGCAUGAAGAACCAGCCUGAUGGAAAAUAUGUGGUUGUCACUGGCAUUACUCCUUCUCCAGUGGGCGAGGGAAAGCGCACCAUUGCUCUUGGUUUGGCUCAGGCCUUAGGGGCCCAUCUGAGUAUCAACUCUUUUGCCUGUGUGCGAGAACCUGCUCCUGGAUCCUGUUUUUGGGCUAAAGAUGGAGGUCUUGCUGUUGGAGGUGGAUAUUCUCAAGUGAUUCCUUUGGAAGAGGUCAGCCUUCAACCUACAGGCCAAAAUGAGGUCAUCUGUACUGCCAGUAGACUGGUGAUGGACGCGAUAAAAGCGCAUGUUCAUUAUGAGUCAAAGCUUUGUGAGAAGUCUUUGUUUGAUUUAAUGGUUCCUCUCAGAAGAGGUGAAAGGUCAGUCUCUCCAGCCCAGGUUAAUCGACUGAAGAAACUGGGUAUUGAGAAGUCUGAUCCCUUGACCUUCACAGAGACCGAAAUAAAAGAAUUUCUCAGACUGGACAUUGACACAGAGACUGCAAUAGACUCUGGAUUUUUGGAAAAUGAGAUGAUGGCUAUACUGUCACUAAGCAGCAGUGAGGAUGAUCUGCAGCGAAGGCUUGCUAGGAUUGUAGUGGCUACAAACAAAUCUGGCGAUCCUGUCACCACAGAGGAUUUGGAUGUCAGCGGUGCAGUGGCCAUGCUCUUGAAAGAUGCACUAAAGCCUGUCCUAAUGCAAACCGUGGAGGGUACACCGGUAUUUGUUCACACCAGCCCAUUAGCUGACAUUGCUCAAGGCUGUACUUCCAUCCUGGCAGACAAGAUGGCCCUAAAAUUGGUUGGAUCUGAAGGAUUUGUUGUCAGCGAGUCUGCUCAUGGGGCCGAUGUGGGCUUGGAGAAAUUCUUCAACAUUAAAUGCCGCUACUCAGGCCUGCAGCCAGAUGUGGUGGUGAUGGUGGCUACUGUUCGUACCUUGAGGAUGCAUGGUGGUGCUGCUCCAGUCCGGGUAGGCUGGUCCCUUCCAAAGGAGUACUCACAAGAGAACCUCAAACAGGUGGAACAAGGCUGUUAUCACCUGAGGAAACAAGUGGAGAAUGCAAAAGCCUUUGGCUUGCCAGUUAUAGUAGCUGUUAACACAUUCAGGGGUGAUACUGAUGCUGAGCUGGAGCUGGUGUGUAGCCAGGCGAAGCAAGCUGGUGCCUUUGAUGCAGUACUGUGCACAAACUGGUCUAAGGGUGGCGCUGGAGCGCUGAAUCUGGCCGAAGCUGUUCGGAGAGCAGCAAAACUGCCCGGACGGUUUAAGUUCCUCUACGAACCACAGAUUCCAGCUGCUGAUAAGUUAAGGUCUGUGGCAAAGCAGAUGUAUGGAGCUAAAGACAUAGACUUUUCACCAAAAGCCAAGGAGAAGCUUGAGCUUUACACAAAACAGGGUUUUGGGAAUUUGCCAGUCUGCAUAGCUAAGACACACCUGUCCCUGAGUAAUGACCCUGAGCUGAAAGGAGUGCCAACAGACUUCAUCCUGCCCAUUACAGAUGUCAAAGCCAAUGAUGGAGCUGGUUUCCUUUGCUGUCUGACUGACUCGACAAAUACAGAAAUGGUUGAUCCCGUGUGGCCCGGUUUCCAUGGCAACAACCUUUUACAGUGACUGCAAGUGCCUCAAUGAUGAUCUAAAGUAUGAUAAGUUUACAGUAAUUAAUGAUCAAUUCAACUUUUAAUACUUUUAACUUUUAAUUGAAGGUAUAUCCUUUUUAAUAUUGAGAAAUUAUUGAAACUCAUUAUGAUAACUUAUUAGUAUAAUACAGUGAAAAAUCAUCAAACUGGUCAUGGCAUUACCAAUUUCAGAUAUGGUCACUCCUGCAUUAAAACACUGUGAUUCUUGAACUGUAAGAUAUUGUUCACCAUAGAUUUUUAGUCAAGCAACAUGCAAUACUGUGCAAAAGUAUUUAUAAUAUAAGUAGGACACCAUGCCACUGUUAAAUUGUUAUUUUUGCAAUGGGAUUGUGAUAUAUAUAUCACAGAGAAAAUACAAAAAUGUAAUCUCAUGACCUUAGGACUCCUCAAAAGUGUUCCAAAUGUGGUUAGUGCCAAGGGAGGUCACAUUAAAAAAAGACUUUUGCUGGAACAAGACAUUUUGUUCUGAAAAUAUGGGCUUUUUUAUAGGGGUGCGCACCGAUAUAUCGCCUGAUGAUGCUUGCUAUGCUUCUCAAUGAAUUAUGGUGAAAUGCCACUACAUCCAAAAGCCAGAGGGCGCUCUCGUGCAGAAACUCAGUAUGAGAACCAUACAUACGCAGCUAUGACACGCAGCUCCAGGAAAUGGCUUAAGGAUAUAUUUAUAUUGCUCUAACCUUUAAAGGGAUUUUCGUGAUAAUAAAGAAUAUGUAUAAUGAUUAUGUUUGACUAGUUUUGCUUUUUCAAAUGCACCACUCAAACUAACAGUGAUUUCAGAUCGAUAAGCACUUACUGAUCAAAAAUAGCCGUGAAUUCAGAAUUAGUGUAUAUCGGUAUUUAUCGGUGCACCCCUACUUUUUUUACAAUUUGUGCACAUAUUUCCCAUGUUUGUUUCUUGGUAAAGAGAAUGAAAAAUAAAUAUGGAUGGUCAUUAAAAUUUAGCUGUUGGAGGCCUAAGACUUUUGCACAGUACUGUAGAUCAUCUGACAAGACCAAAAUGUCUGUGUGUUUCUUAUCAGCAUGUUUACUUAUUCAAUUAAGUUGGUAUUAAGAUUGCUACCAUUUAUCUUGAAUUGAGUGUAACAUCUGCCAUGGCAUAUUCAUGUUUGUCAGUAUUUUUGAAAGGUGCAUUUGAUUUUAAAGACCAUGUGACACAUUGAUUUUAUUUGAUGGCUUAGUCUCUCUCUCUCUCUCUCUCUCUCUCUCUCUCUCUCUCUGGUUUUCUCUCUCUGCCUCAGUCAAAUGAAAUAUUAGCUUAACCUUUCAUUUUUCCCCAGACGUUGCUGCUUCCUAUAGAUACAAAACUGAUUGUAAGCUAUAAUUAGAUAAUUUAUUUUUGUCUAGUUUAUUUUUAACCUAAUUACUUUGAGAAACAUUAUGCUCAGCAGCCAAUGCUCUUGUCCUGUAGACAGUGUUCACUUUCAAUAGUCUAAAAGUGUCCUUUCCAGACAUCUGGAGCUGUGAGUAACAAUGUAGAUGUGGCGCGAGAUGGUGCCAGGGGGCCCCAGUUUUAUGACAUUUUUAUAAAAUACAUUGCUUUAUCACAGAUUCUUUGUGAUCGAACCUCAAAAAAUUAUAGCUAACCAUCAGCACUACAUUGUAUUAUGUAAUAUGUUUUGUUUAAUUCAAUUCAGGAUUUUAAGUGUUUUAUUAAUCAAAAUCAAUGUCUUUAUUCAUAAAUAUCUCCUCAUUGGUGUCAAAGGACCUCUGCCAAUGAUCUAACUUUUCUUUGUAAGCUUAGAAUUUCUUCUCUUUACUUACAUUAAACGAGUAAGUCCAAGGAGGCUUCCAUGUCGUUGCGCCGUAUUGAUAAACUGUAAUAGCGGAGAGGGACAAAAAGCACUAACCUUCCAACACGUUUCCACAACGCCUUUUCGUUCAGAACUUGUGAAUCAGCUGAAACGGACAAGGAGAUCAGUGAGUACAUAACGGCUACCGUAGUGCAACACGCAUUUGAAAAAGCGAGGCGCUAGAGAGCACUAUUCGUUUAAAUGCAAAAUACAAUUUCACCACUAGAUGGGGGUAAAUCCUACUUCCGGUCCCUUUAAUUCCGAAAUUUGUUUUAUGCCAUGAAUUUUUUUGGGGGGGCACAAAGGGUGGCACACUCCUGAAAAGUUUGAAAUCGACUGGGUUAAGGUUAGGAGCCAAUGUGUAACAAAGAUGUAAAACUCAGUCUUUCACUUAUGACAGCUACAGUAUUUAAAAAACGAGUCUUUAAACAACUAUUUUUUUUUAAACAAGUUUCAGAUUUUUUUUUACCAGAAACAUUGUUUAUGCACUUUUCCUAUAUAGACCCAGACAAAUAAAUGUGUCAAUAACAGUGUUAGGUAAAAUGAUUUCUUUUCAAUAUAGGCUAUUUUUAAACCAAAAUUUGUAACAUGUUUGCCUGUACAAAAUGUGUUUUGCACUUAUAUUUUUUUUAUUAAAAUCAGCUUGGAUUUGCAAGUCAUUUUACAGUGUUACAUCAUGCAUGCCUAGGAACUUGUUUGAUUAUUGUCUGCAUGCUGAGUUUUGUUUUGUUGGAAAACAACUAUUUGUUUUUGUUUUCUUUAACUAUAAGCCUAUGAAUUUGACAAAACUAAUUGCAAUUGGUGCCUCUUAGAAAUGUAGUAAGACUAUUUUGCAAUAAACUGUAGAUGUGCAAAUGUGUGAGUAUGGCUAUGAAGUGCAUUUUGAUUGUAAAUCUUUAUUAUAAUUUUUUUUUGAAACUCCCACUUGUAUGUAGGCCUAACUGUUUAAAAAUCACUUGUAUCUAAGUUUUGAAGAAAAAUUCAAGAAUAAAACAAUUGUCUCAUUUAACACA